Messenger RNA from Heterobasidion irregulare TC 32-1, 756 nucleotides. RefSeq lists its product as uncharacterized. NCBI's taxonomy places the organism in Eukaryota, Fungi, Basidiomycota, Agaricomycetes, Russulales, Bondarzewiaceae. Gene Ontology annotation, biological process: protein phosphorylation. The record is from RefSeq and is a predicted model, not a curated record. Gene Ontology annotation, molecular function: protein kinase activity; ATP binding. The transcript is spliced from 4 exons. The annotation marks the transcript as partial.
GUAAUGGAUGCGACGCGUAUAACAGAUGGCGCGUUCGUAUCUUUGAAGAGAAUUAAUCUCACGGAACACCCCAACGAGAUAGAUAUUGCCCAUUAUUUCUCUUCCGAACCUCUCAUCUCCGAUCGCCGCAAUCAUUGCGCUCGUGUUCUAGAUGCUUUGGAAGUACCAGACAAUGACAAUGAAAAGCUGUUGGCCAUGCAGCUUUUAAGGCCUUGGAAUAACUCUCGAUUCAAGACAUACGGGGAGGCAGUUGGAUUCUUUGCUCAAAUAUUCCAAGGCCUCGAGUUCAUGCAUGAGCAUGGUGUUGCUCACCGUGAUUGUACCCUCAAUAAUAUCAUGAUGGGCACGUCGGCUAUGUACCCCAAUUCUUUCCAUCCCGUAGACAUGAAGUGGAACAGAAACUGGAAGGGCAAUGCCAGGCAUCACACGCGCACGCGGCGUCCACCUAGAUACUACUUCAUUGACUAUGGCCUUUCGCACCGAUACAAUCCUGAAGAUGGCCCUGCUUUGGAGUUGCCCAUGAGGGGCGGCGACAAAUCAGCGCCAGAGCACGCAGAUUCCAAUUAUAACACACCAUGCGACCCGUUCGCUACUGACAUAUAUUAUCUGGGCAACCUGAUCCGCGACAGGUUCAUAAAGGUUAAUAUGCCCCAUUCCUUGCAGAAAAAAUACGGCUACGAAUUUAUCGAGCCGCUUGUGGCCGACAUGGUCAAGGAGGACUUGGCCAAGCGUCCAACCAUCGGCGAAGUAGUCUCC